UAUCUGACAGAAAAUGGCUGGCUGGCAGUGUGGGAAUUAUUCCCUUAUGCUCCUACCACAAUUUUAAGGCGUCCUACAGAAAGCAUGCACCGUUGCAUUUAGCAAAGAAUCAUAAUGUUUAAAAAGGCGAAGCGAGCUAACUUUAGACGGCGGAAUGAGUCCGACGAGGAGGAGCAGGAGGAGGCUCGGCAGCCGCCGCUGGCCCCGACGCUGUUCGGGCCUGCCGUGGAGGAGAUCCCGUUCAUGGAGACCUCCAGUAACAGCGUUACCGGGCCACCGAGCAGCACGGACAACUACCACAGCAACGGGUUUCAGCCUAGCUUUAACAGUUUGAGAGCUGUCAAGAAAGAAAAGAAGGUCAAGGAAAUAGCUCCCGUUGCAGCUAUUGUGCCUGGACCCACGAAAGCCAGUUUGUUGAGUUUCGACGAUGAUGAAGAAGGAUCCGAGGUGUUCAGAGUGAAGAAAUCCAAUCACAGUAAGAAGAUUGUCAAGCAGCUGAAGAAAGAAUACAAGGAGGAUCUGGAGAAGUCUGGAGUUAAACAGGAAAUUAAAUCAGAUGCUCCACCUCAGCCUGUGGUUGCCAUCAAAGAGGAGGUUACUAGCAGGGCAGGCAGUGAACAGGGGGAGGAAGAGAUGGAGGUGGACAGUGCUGAUGAGCAGGAGGAAGAGGCCAAAAGUCAAGGUGGACAAGCACAAGGUCAAGUCUCCAAGAGCAACACAACAACUGGAGCCUCAUUCAACACGCUUUCCUCCCUCGGCAGUCUCCGACCAGGGGAGAUCCCUGAUGCAGCAUUUAUCCACGCUGCCAGAAAGCGCCGGCAAAUGGCUCGAGAGCUGGGGGGCGAAGCACCUCUGGUAGAGACGGAGACUACCAAGAAACGUAUGGUCCGAGAAGACCAAGACGUCAGUGACGACGAAGACGAGGAAGAGAAGAGGAUCCGUUUCAGCGGAGUGAAGAACAAAAGCCAAAGACAGAAGAUCGCUGAGGAGAUAGGUAUUGAGGGAAGUGAUGACGAGGCACUGGAUACAGGCCAGGAUGAGGAGGUGCGCCGCUGGGAGCAGGAGCAGAUUAGGAAAGGAAUCAGCAUACCCCAAGUUCAAAGCAGCCAGCCGGAAGACAACACAGUGUACUACCAGAACAGCUACGAGAGCCAGCCCUUUGGCUCUUCCUACAGCAUACCUUUCACCUACAGCACUGUGGCCCAACAGACGCCCAAGCCAACUGGCAGAGCCGACAAUGGGUCUGUUCACUACGGGAACCCUAUUAGUGAUCUAACCCCGGUAUCCAUUGAUCUGGUAAAGAAACGCCUGCAGGAUAGGCUCAGCCAAAUGCGUGCAGGCCACGACGCAAACGACAGGCGCUACAAACAGAUCGAAGAAGACCUCGCUGCCUCCGAGAGCGCCAUACAGCAGCUGGAGGGCUCGUCCAAUGACAAUGCAGAUCAAUAUAAAUUCUUGCAAGAGAUGCGAGGGUAUGUUGGAGACUUGCUUGAGUGUUUCAGUGAAAAGGUGCCUGCUGUCCUGGAGCUGGAGGCUGCCAUGCACCAGUUACUAAGGCAACGGGCCUCACGACUUGUCCAGAGAAGACAGGAUGAUAUUAAAGAUGAAUCGUCGGAGUUUGCAAGCCUUUCAAGUAAAGCUGUCAUGGCUCCUAAUCUGGACUCAUUCGGUCGAGAUCGCGCAGCAUACCAAGAGAACAGUCGUCAGAGGAGGAUAGCGGAAAGAGAAGCACGACGAACUCGGCGGCGACAAGCUAGAGAGCAGAAUGGAAAGAGGGCUGAGCAUAAAGAAGGCUUAUCAUCUGAUGAUGAGGAGACCUCAACUGACAUCACCAGCUUCAACAUGGAGAGAGAUCGUAUCAUCAGGGAAUGUAAGAAAGUAUUUGAGGAUGUGGUGGAAGACUUUCAUUCUCUUGACUGCAUCAAAUCCCGUUUUGAAGUGUGGAGGAGAGAAUAUGCCGACUGCUACAAAGAUGCCUACAUAGGCCUCUGUCUGCCCAAACUCUUUAACCCGUUAGUCCGUCUGCAGCUGAUCACAUGGAACCCUCUCGAGGCUCCGUGUGCAAAUUUCGAAUACAUGCUCUGGUUUGAGUCGCUGUUGUUUUACGGCUUUGAGGAGCACAGCGUGUUGCAGAGAGGAGAUGGGGAUAUCAGCUUGUUGCCUGCUAUUGUGGAGAAGGUCAUCCUCUCCAAACUGACAGUGUUGACAGAGCAAGUAUGGGACCCGCUGUCAAGCAGUCAGACAGCCAGGCUGGUGGGCUUCAUUCACAGACUAAUGAAAGGUUACCCUACUGUGCUCCAUGGGGACAACCGAUACACACAGGAGCUUUUAAAAAGUAUCGUCUUCAGGACCAGACGGACUCUGGACGAAGAUGUCUUCCUUCCACUCUACCCCAAAACUGUGUUGGAGAACAAGAAUAGCGGUCCCUACUUAUUCUACCAGAGGCAGUUCUGGUCCUGUGUGAAGCUGCUGGGUAACAUCCUGCAGUGGGAAGGGAUCUUGUCCGGUUCUUGUCUGAGGGAUCUGGCAUUGGACAGCACUCUGAAUAGAUACAUCCUCUCUGCACUGCAGACGACAGAAACUGGGGAGGACAAUGUCCCCAAGUGUCAGAAGGUUGUGGAGUGUUUGCCUGUGCAGUGGUUCUCUGGACUGAAGGGCCAGCAGACGUUGCCUCAGUUGGAGCCAUUCUGUCGCUACCUCACUUACCUGGCCAACUCAUUGUACCGCAGCAGUUUGGGAGCAUCUGAUGUGGAACGGCGCAACAGCAAGGACCUCGUCAAAGAUGUUGUGAAGAUGUUGGGCAACAUGAAUGCCCUGGACCACAUCAUCACUGUGGCAGCAGAGUUUGGAAUUAAAGACAUCAAGCCACUUUUGGAAGCAAAGUCAUAAAGGAGGAAAUGGCAACAUAAACUUUUCAUCUUUUCCUGUGAGCAGGACAUUUGAAGCCAUGGGAUCCCUAAGGGUGAAUUCCUGGAAAAGGUGUGCGUAAGUGGAUUUGAAACGGAACUCAACAGUUGCUACCUUGCUUGAAAAGCGAAGGUAAAAACAACGUUGGUGUACAUACUGUGAAUAAUGUAUAGAAAAAGGCGUGCUCUUAUGCUCAACACAAGACUUAUGCUGAAGGUAAGGCCUUGUGUUUUCAGCUCUGUUAUGCUACAUGCUGGCGAUACUUUAAAGCAUAAUUUAUUAAGGGUAAAUAAUUGUUGAUAUGGUUUGCUGGCAUAUGGCUGGCAAUGAUCUCUAAAUUGUCACCACAUUCAACCUGGCUUUCUGUAUCUGUAUAAACUGCUUUAACCACCUUUAUUCCUCCCACAUGCUCUACUUUUCCAUAUGUGCCAAAAGUUUCUGGUUGGCCACUUCUCCCCACAGUCGUCCUGUGUCACCUACACACUGUCUUGAAGACUCUGCAGCUGAGAGCUUUGUAUUCAGAUUUGUAAGACUUUUGUUUUAGCAUUUUAUUUGCCUGUGAAUAAAAUAUUAAUUUGAA
Molecule: messenger RNA, 3487 nt
Organism: Centropristis striata (black sea bass)
Lineage: Eukaryota; Metazoa; Chordata; Actinopteri; Perciformes; Serranidae
Gene: paxbp1
Product: PAX3 and PAX7 binding protein 1
Exons: 18
Coding region: 115-2889 (924 amino acids)
Biological process (GO): mRNA splicing, via spliceosome; positive regulation of transcription by RNA polymerase II
Cellular component (GO): nucleus
Molecular function (GO): DNA binding
Source: RefSeq, a predicted model, not a curated record